This is a messenger RNA of Saccharomyces kudriavzevii IFO 1802, 3462 nucleotides long. It is a transcript of the gene IRR1, whose product is annotated as cohesin subunit IRR1. Lineage: Eukaryota; Fungi; Ascomycota; Saccharomycetes; Saccharomycetales; Saccharomycetaceae. The transcript has a single exon. The coding region runs from base 1 to 3462 and encodes 1153 amino acids. Gene Ontology annotation, cellular component: cohesin complex; chromatin; nucleus. Gene Ontology annotation, biological process: sister chromatid cohesion. The record is from RefSeq and is a predicted model, not a curated record. Gene Ontology annotation, molecular function: protein binding; chromatin binding.
AUGUCUACCGUGCGUCGUUCUACUAGAAUAAGAACCAAGUCCCAGGUUACCGAGGAGGAAAAUUCCGAUGACGAGCAGAAUGCCAGCGUGCAACACGUAAAGACUGAUAAGGUCACUGCCAAAGUGCAACGUGAAGAAGAAGAAGAAGAAGAAGAUGAUGAUGAUGAAAGCGAGGAGAGCAGCAGUGAGGGCGGCCAUGAAGACCAAGAUGACGAUGACUAUGUGGAUGCUGCCGCCGUGAAAAGCAAAUCGAGAAAGAGGAAGUCCAAAUCAGCAUCAAAUGCUGGUAGUAAAAGACAGAGAAAGGAACCUGCGCCUAAUCAGAAAUCAGCGGCAUCCCAUGCUCCGGUUUACCAUCGCUCUAAAAAAGACCAGGAGCAAUACUUAGAAAUUGCCAAGGAUUUCCAUCCUACAGAGUUAUUCGAGAUACUAUCCACUUCGGAGGACGUUUCCAUUGAAGAGCUGCUUCGAGAGUGGUUAGAAACAUAUACUGAAAAUAGAGAUCAGUUCUUGCAAGAGUUCAUCAAUCUGCUGUUGAAUUGUUGUGGCUCCGUUGCCCGCGUCGAGGACCAUGACGUCCACAGUAAUGAAUCUUCAAACGAAACCAUAGGUGAGGUCCAGCUGCUUUUCCAAAGGCAAAAACUGAACGAGUUCUACCUUUUAAUAAGUAAGGAGAAUAAAAAGAGGAAAAAUUUCAAAAUGGGGCCCCUUUACCAAAAUUUCGUGGAAUUUAUGACUAAACUGCUGGAGGUUGCUAAUGAUCUACAGUUGCUGUACGUGGAGUCGGAGGAAGAUGAUACCCAAAUAGUCACCGGUAAUCUGGUCUUGGAUCUGUUGACUUGGCUGUCUUCCUUUUCCGUUUGUAAGAUUAGAUGCUUCAGAUACAUCUCAACACUGACAUUAUAUCUUUUCCAGGACUACUUGACUCGACAAGCGGUUGAUUUGGAAAAAAACUACUUGGCAAAACUGACUAGACAGCUGUCACUCGAAGAAAAGAAAAAGAGGCCUAACAAGAAGACUUUAGAGAAGUUAGAAAGCACCAUUGCCGAAGCUCAAGGUAGCAAAGUGGUUAUCGAAAGCAUUAUUGAUAAUAUUGUCAAAUUGUGUUUUGUUCACAGAUAUAAGGAUGUAUCUGAUUCGAUUCGUUCUGAAUCCAUGCUGCAUCUAUCCGUUUGGAUUAAAAAUUAUCCCGAAUAUUUCCUCAAGGUCACAUUUUUGAAAUAUUUUGGUUGGUUACUCAGCGAUAGCUCUGUAUCAGUCAGGUUACAAGUGGCCAAGAUUUUACCGCAUCUGAUCAUUCAGAACCAUAACAGCAAAUCUACGGACAAUUCCGCUAUUCGUCAGGUGUUUGAACGCUUCAAAGCUAAGAUUCUGGAGGUCGCAAUCCACGAUGUUAAUCUUGAUGUCAGAAUCCAUAGUAUCCAAGUGCUAACGGAGGCGUCAUCAUUGGGCUAUUUGGAUGAUUCUGAAAUCCUGAUCAUUUCCAGCCUAAUGUUUGAUGAGGAAUUUGAUCCGUUUAAAACGUCCUCAUUCAAUAAGAGAUCCAAAUUUCUAUCCACCGUGGCAAAGUUCUUAGCAAGAGUAAUAAAUGAAAAAUUCGAGGAAUUCACCAAGAACCAUGACGACCUGCCCGAAGAAGUCGAUGGGCUGCCAGUCGGUCCAGUUGUGCAAGUGGGUAUCUUCAUGAAGAUUUUAAGUAACUCUCUGAUCUAUCAUUUAAAGGAUUCCGCUGAAGUUGACUCAAGAACUAAGAUUCGUAUGCUGACACAGGCAGCAGAGUUUUUGUCUCCAUACAUUUCAUCUCAUUUGGAAACAAUUUGCAAGCUCUUGAUUUCCGAUACUGAAUCUAAUGAUUUAAUUCAGACGCUACAAAACUCGAGCGAUAACAACAAUGAUGAUGACGAGGACGACGAAGAAUUAGACAUCACUCCAUUGUUCCCCACAGACAGAAAUAGCACUAUUCUAUAUCUCAACGUAUUCCAUGGCUUGUGCGCAGGUGCCAACAACCCAAAGAUUCAAACCAAGGGCAAUGUUAAAGAAAUAGUUCUACCUUUGUUCCACGAUUUGUUGAAUGCCACACCUAUCCAAUCGGCUGAUAUUUUGUGUCCGCUUUUGGAAAGUUUCAUCACGUUUUCCCUAGAUGAUUGGAUAUCCAUAGGCUAUGAGACAGAAUUAAGAAAAAUUACAGACAAAAUUAUCAAAGUAUUUAUGGACUCUACAAUUGGGGAUCCAAGAGUUGAUUUGAAAUACGAUAUUUUUGCCAAGUUUAUCCACCAUAUUCACCUUUUUGAAAAAAAGGAAUUGCAAGAAAAAUUAUUAAAUCAAAUAAGCACAUUGAAUGUCCAUUUAAAGAAAUUUUUACUGGAAAAAAUGGAUCCAAAUAAUUCGAGGGAUGAUUACGGUGAUUUAACUUGUUCUUUAUACGAACUCUACAUCAAUAAAUUGACGAUUCUUGGCAGAGAAUACCCGAUUGAGGUUGACGAAGAGUUACUGCAACUAUUUCUGAAUAAUUUUGUUUCACGUAUUACUAUAAUGGUCCAAAAUUUUGAUGAUAAUACCAUUCAAGAAACAAAUUUCAAGAUAUUAGUGCUGUUAGCGACAUGGAAUUUGGAAAAAUGGAAAGGAAUAUUAGAGAAGGUAACCGAUCACGAAGCCUCAACUCCGAAAAACUUUAGAUCUGUUUGGAAACCUAUAGCUGCUAUAAUAGGCCGUUUGAACACACUGGUUAUUUCCUUGGCCGCUAUAAGCGAAAACGCUGACAACAUUAACGACUUGUUUUAUUUAAAAUGGUCAGCUUCCACAUCGUUAAUGGAUAUAAUCGUUGCUAUCAAAGUAUUCGAGCUGAAGUUACCCACAGAUGCCACAUCAUGGAAAUAUAGUAUGAGAGAACAGUUUCCAUUCUAUCUUCACGAUAAUGCAUGCAAAGUACUUUUGCAGAUAUUUCUAUAUUUAGAGAGUCUUUACGCCAAACAACUUGAUGUCCAAUUAGAGAGAGUGACCGAUGAAGAUGCCAAUCUAAGUGACCUGCCAGAGACUGGAUUUUUCAAAGAUAUCGAAACAGAAUUUCUCUUGUUCACAGUCAAAUUGAAGGGAUUAAUGAAGUUGCACAUCUUAGAUGAACGGUUUGCUUCACGUAUGGCGUUGAAUAAAGAAAAACUCGGUUCAUUGUUCAACAAGAUUUUAGACGAUACGAUAAUGGAAGGUCCAGAGCCUAAUAAGAAGAGCGUGCAAAAGGCAAAGCCAAACCAAACACAGAGGGGAAGAAGUCCCCCAAUACAGCCAAACAGCGAAAGGGGGAGCGAUCAUGCAAAUAUUGAAAAGAGCGAUUCAGAUAUUCUAAUGACAAAUGAUCUAGACCCUAUUGAAGAAAGCCAACAAGGUAACCAGGCACUAGAACCAAUCGAAGAACAUCCUACCAUGGUAGAUGCUAUAGAUAACAGCGAUGCGAUCACUCAAGAAUAA